ACUGGGGCAGGGUGUUUUGGAUGCCGUAUGGAUUUGUGGCACUCAGACGGAGCUAAGGAAAACUGGUGUUAUUGUUAUUAUCAAUAUAUUCAUAUAUUCAUUUUGCUAAAUAGCACAAAUACGUCAUGCCCGGGAUUGAUAAACUACCCAUCGAAGAUGCCCUAGAGGACAGUCCACAGACUCGGUCCUUGCUGGGGGUGUUUGAAGAGGAUGCGGCUGCUAUCUCUAGCUAUUCCCAGCAGCUGUACCAGGCCAUGCAGAGGAUCUACGAUGCGCAGAACGAGCUGAGUGCAGCCACACACCUAACCUCCAGGCUUCUGAAGGAAUACGACAAUCAGCGCUUCCCUCUAGGUGGCGAUGAUGAGGUUAUGAGCUCCACUCUGCAGCAGUUUUCCAAAAUGAUCGAUGAGAUCAGCUCGUUUCACGCCGUCUUGUCCACUCAGCUGGCGGAUGCCAUGAUGUUUCCCAUCACUCAGUUCAAGGAGCGUGAUUUAAAAGAAAUCCUGACCCUGAAAGAAGUGUUUCAGAUUGCGAGCAGCGAUCAUGACUUGGCGAUGAACCGGUACAGCAGACUGUCGAAGCGAAGGGACGUUGAAAAGGUGAGGCUGGAGGUGAUGGAGGAUGUGUACACAGCCAGGAAGAAGCAGCACCAGACCAUGAUGCACUACUUCAGCGCCCUCAACACCCUGCAGUACAAGAAGAAGAUCAGUCUGCUGGAGCCGCUGCUGGGGUACAUCCAGGCACAGAGCAGUUUCUUCAAGCUGGGCUCAGAGAAUCUGACACCGCACUGGGAGGAGUUCCUGUCCAACAUCGGGACCAGCGUUCAGAAUGUGCGCAGGGAGAUGGACACGGAUGUGCUGUCCAUGCAGCAGUCGAUCGAGGACCUGGAGGGGGCCAGUGACCCCCUGUACCUGCCAGACCCUGAUCCAGCCAGGAUCCCCAUCAACAGGAACCUGAGCAGGAAAUCAGGCUACCUGAACUGCAGGAAUAAGACCGGCCUAGUGUCCUCUUCCUGGGAUCGGCAUUUCUACUUCACCCAGGGAGGGAAUCUGAUGAGCCAGGCACGCGGGGAAGUGGCGGGGGGGCUAGUCCUGGAUAUCGAUAACUGCUCUGUCAUGGCCGUCGACUGCGAGGACCGCCGUUACUGCUUCCAGAUCACUGCCUUCGACGGAAAGAAGUCUGCAAUUCUUCAAGCUGAAAGCAGAAAGGACUGUGAAGAGUGGAUUGCAACGAUUAAUAACAUCUCGAAACAAAUCUACCUGAGUGAAAACCCAGAGGAGACCGCUGCUCGAGUGAACCAGUCUGCACUGGAUGCUGUGACCCCUUCCCCGUCCUUCCAGCAGAGACACGAGAGCCUGCGGCCGGCAGCUAAGAGCCGCCCCAAGGCCUCACACACCAGCAGCUCAGACUCCGCCUCCCUCUCCACGCUCUCCCUCGAUUCGCUGGUUGCCCCGGACACGCCCAUUCAGUUUGACAUCAUCUCCCCUGUGAGCGAGGAGUACGCAGGGCAGGCUAAGCUGGCUGGGCAGACGGGCAGGACAAACCCGUUUGGGGAAUCAGGGGAUGGGAAGCCUGAAGAAACUGAAGACUCCAUCCUGCAGCAGCUGUACAUGGUGCGGUUCCUGGGCUCCAUGGAGGUGAGGUCAGGGGAGAGUGCCGAUGUGAUCUACGAGACCAUGCGGCACAUCCUGGCCGCACGUGCCAUCCACAACGUCUUCCGCAUGACCGAGUCCCACCUGCUCGUCACCUGUGACUGCCUCAAGCUGAUCGACCCCCAGACUCAGGUCACCAGGCUGAGGUUUCCUCUCCCCAGCGUGGUUCUGUGCGCCUCUCACCAGGAGAACAAGCGCCUCUUGGGUUUUGUGCUGCAGUGCUCAGGGAGCCGAGCGGAGGGCAGGCCAGUGUCUGUGUGCUACGUGUUCGAGUCCAACAACGAGGGAGAGAAGAUCUGUGAUAGUGUCGGGCUGGCGAAGCAGAUUGCCUUCCAUUCAGACAUGGAUCGCAGAGCGACAGUGAAACAGAAGGAGCUGGAUAAAGAGGAGGAGAGGCAGCAGGAGGAGAUCAGCAAACAAAAACAGAUUGAGAAGGACUUGGAGGAGCAGAGCCGCUUGAUCGCAGCAUCCAGUCGCCCAAACCAGGCUGGGGGCGAGGCGCAGGUAUUGGUUCUCAGCAACAGCCAAUCAGAAGACAGCGAUACGGGAGAGGAGGGCAAGAGGAAGGGUGAAUCGGAGGCCUGACACUGCGAAGAGUCAAGAACCGAAAAAAACAAAACCAACAAGGCAGCACGUCCAAACAACACAGCGAACUCUGCUUUUAAAGCUCUUCAUAUCUUUAUGGAAGGUUUUUAUUAUAUUGGGGACUUUUACUACAAAAAAACAAUCAUGGUAUUUCGUACUGGUAUGGCUAAACAUAAUGAACUGACACUGGCGCCUGCGCUGGCUGGACCUGUCCCCAGGUUGACAGGUUCACGGCUAUUUGUAUAACGUCAGUAUUUUAUACACGCUUCUUUAUUGAGAGAAUGUUUAAAUCUAAACUUUUAAUGAAAUUAUUUUUAACCUGUAUAAAUAUAUAGCACUGAAACCACAUUGUACUAGAAAUUACGCAUCUGGUAGCAUUACAACUGCUUGUGCAAUUGUCAGUUUUAA
Polyodon spathula (Mississippi paddlefish) is the source of this 2645-nucleotide messenger RNA. RefSeq names its product adaptor protein, phosphotyrosine interaction, PH domain and leucine zipper containing 1 (gene appl1). Gene Ontology annotation, biological process: signaling. Lineage: Eukaryota; Metazoa; Chordata; Actinopteri; Acipenseriformes; Polyodontidae. The transcript has 22 exons. Bases 126 to 2237 code for a protein of 703 amino acids. The record is from RefSeq and is a predicted model, not a curated record. Gene Ontology annotation, cellular component: cytoplasm; endosome membrane. Gene Ontology annotation, molecular function: protein binding.